This is a messenger RNA of Meriones unguiculatus (Mongolian gerbil), 2312 nucleotides long. Its product is annotated as hyaluronidase PH-20. The transcript has 4 exons. Gene Ontology annotation, molecular function: hyalurononglucosaminidase activity. Gene Ontology annotation, cellular component: acrosomal vesicle. Gene Ontology annotation, biological process: hyaluronan catabolic process; carbohydrate metabolic process; fusion of sperm to egg plasma membrane involved in single fertilization. Lineage: Eukaryota; Metazoa; Chordata; Mammalia; Rodentia; Muridae. The coding region runs from base 575 to 2098 and encodes 507 amino acids. The record is from RefSeq and is a predicted model, not a curated record.
AUGUUACAUAGUUAUCAAUGCUUCCAUUAUACCUAUGCAAUAAAGUCACCAUGAAAUCCUGAAAGCACAGAGUUUGGGAGGCCCCAAGUCACAGGAUCUCGUGAAGAUUCCCAGGGGAUCUUUGUCCCGCUUCUCAUAUCUGAUCCUAUGUAUCCUUCAACUCUUCUGCUCUGUAGCAUGUAUUAUGACAAUCUGCUAAACCUGUUUCCUAAAGUUCUGUGUUUAAUAACACUUAAUAAAUCCCAAAGAGAGGGCUGUGGGAAAGUUAACGUAUACCCAGUUGAUCAAAAUUGCCUGCACUUGAUGACUGCCUCCUGGUGAAGAUGAAUUCCACAGUGAGCUGUCAGCUCGCGAGCUCUGUUUCUACGAAGAUAGGUUCUGGAUGAUUUAACUUGCUGCUAAAUAUUCUUAAAACGUGAUGCAAGAGGAAUAAUCUUCAGUGUAAAGCAGUAACCACACUUUCAUCUCCCGCAGUGACCUCAUGUCACAAACUUUCUCAUCUUUUGCACCAAACACUGGACAGGCAAAAGUGUGCAAGAAGAAAUAAGUAUUUACACAGUAAUUGCUGUCUGUGAUGGGAGGGUUGCUAUUUAAGCACCUCUUUUUGGGGAGCUUUGUUGAUUCUGGGGGAGCAUUCCAGACAGUGUUAAUCUUCCUUCUGAUUCCAUGUUCUUUGACUGUGGAUUAUAGAGCAGCACCCAUUAUAAAAGAUGCCCCUUUCCUUUGGGUCUGGAAUGCCCCAACGGAGCCUUGUGUUGGAAACUUUAGUAACUCCAUAGAUCUGAGCCUCUUCCCAUUAAUCGGAAGCCCCCGGAAAACUGCCAUAGGGCAGCCUGCCACACUAUUUUAUGUUGAUCGACUUGGCUUCUAUCCUCACAUAGAUCCAAAGCAAGUAGAACAUCAUGGAGGAAUACCUCAGUUGGGGAAUUUGCAAGAUCACUUGGCCAAAGCCAAGACUGACAUAGAAUACUAUAUUCCGGCAGACAAAGUGGGCUUAGCUAUCAUUGACUGGGAAGAAUGGAGGCCCACGUGGAUGAGAAACUGGAAACCCAAGGAUAACUAUAGGAACAAGUCUAUUGACUUGGUCCUGAAAAAUAAUCCAGGACUUAGUUACGCAGAGGCCACCCAGAAAGCCAUAGUAGAAUUUGAAACGGCAGGCAGGAACUUCAUGGAACAGACAAUAAAACUGGGGAAAUCAGUUCGGCCAAAACACUUAUGGGGCUAUUAUCUUUUUCCUGAUUGUUAUAACAAUAAAUUUCAAGACCCCGCAUAUGAUGGGCGUUGUCCUAAAGUGGAAGAGCAAAGAAACAAUGAUCUUGGCUGGUUGUGGAAAGAAAGCACUGGCCUUUACCCAUCUGUCUACUUGAAGAAAGACUUGAAGUCGAAUCGACAAGCUACUCUCUAUGUCCGCUUCCGAGUUGUGGAAUCUAUCAGAGUGUCCAAAGUCCGGAAUGAAACGGAUCCGGUCCCAGUUUUUGUUUAUGUUCGUCUUGUUUUUACUGAUCACGUUAAUGAAUUUCUUAUGGAGGAAGACCUUGUGAAUACACUUGGUGAAAUUGUUGCUCUGGGUCCUGCUGGAAUUAUAAUAUGGGAUGCUAUGACUUUGAUACAACGUGCGCCAGGUUGCCCAGUCCUACAUAAAUACAUGGAGACAGUCCUGAAUCCAUACAUAAUCAACACCACCCUAGCAGCCAAAAUGUGCAGCCAAACACUUUGUGAGGAUAAAGGCGUGUGUACAAGAAAAAAUGAAAGCUCAGAUAUGUAUCUUCACUUGAACCCAAAUCAUUUCAAUAUUAAAUUAAUGGAAGACGGAAAGUUGGGAGUGAAGGGUAGUCCCAGGGUUGGAGACCUGGAAUAUUUUCUUGAACAUUUUAAAUGCAGCUGUUUUACCAACAUGAAUUGUGAGGAGAAUCCUCAUAUAGACAACGUGCUAGAAGUUAAAGUGUGCACAGGUGAUAACGUUUGCAUAGAAGGCCAAGUAGAGCCGGACCCAGCCUUCUCCCUCCUACCUGGCAAAAGCCUUCUUGUCAUAACAGUACUCACUUAUAUACUGCUUCAUAUGCCACAAGAUUCUUUUUUUCUCCGGGAAACAUGCUAGUUGCUCCUUAGUUCUCUCUACCUGCAGAAUUUUGCUGUAUUUUCUCUUACAGGCCUCAGUAAUUUGGGGUUAUGAAGAUGGGAUUCUAUUUUGCAAAAGUAACUAUAUUUUAAUAAUCAAGAUCCUAUUUUUGAAUUUCAAAUAUAAAUUAUGUGUUCUUCUACCAAUGACUGACUGCAAGCAAGGCUACCGCUCUUAGAGUUUAGUUUUUGGU